GGUCAAAUUUGUUAAUAUAGGUCAGCAGUGUUAUUCCAUCAACCGUGAGGGAGUUGCUUUAAAAGAGCGCGAUGCUCAUCAAAGAAUUUCGUAUCAUUCUACCCCUGACUGUUGAUGAAUAUCAUGUUGGUCAGUUAUGGGCAGUUGCAGAAGCGUCGAAAAAUGAAACUGGCGGUGGUGAAGGCAUAGAAGUCUUAGUCAAUGAACCAUUUAACAGUGAAGUCAACCCACCGGAAUCACCUUUAGUUGCAAAUGGCAAAGAAUACUUCACUGGACAGUAUACGCAUAAACGCUUUUAUCUAGCCAGAAAAGUUCCUGGUUAUGUACGUCUUCUUGCGCCUAAAGGAUCACUAGAAGUUGAUGAAAAAGCAUGGAAUGCUUUCCCUUAUUGUCGUACAGUUUUACAGAAUCCUAAAUAUAUGCAAGAAAGUUUCACUUUAAUGAUUGAGUCUAUGCAUGUACAGGAUAAAGUUGAUAUAGAAAAUAUUCAUAAUCUCCCACCGAAACUUUUAGCUCAACGUGAAGUUAUCUAUAUUGAUAUAGCAAAUGAUGAACUGUACACUGCAUCCGAUUAUGAUCCAUCCUGUGAUCCUAGAAUAUAUCAAUCAGUCAAGACUGGUCGAGGUCCACUAGUUGGUCCUAAAUGGUGGGAAAAUACAGAUCUACCAAUCAUGUGUGCUUACAAAUUGGUAACAUGUGAAUUUAAAUGGUGGGGUAUACAAGGCCGAGUGGAAACUCUAAUACAGAAUCAAGAAAGACGAAUCUUUCUUAAUUUCAAUCGUCAAGUUUUCUGUUGGUUAGAUAAAUGGUAUGGACUUUCUAUGGAUGAUAUUCGAGAUGUUGAGGAGAAAACCAAGAAAGAAUUGGAUCAGCAACGACUUGUCGGUGGAAUACGUGGCACUGUAGCGCAUGACUAAUGUUGCGGAGAUUGUCUUUUUACCAAAAUACAAAUCAAUGUUCUCUCUCUCUGUCUCUUGUUUGCUGUCAACAGAAUUUGACCAAAUCACUCUGAUUUAUAAACUUGUACACAUGAAUGAAAUAUUAAAAAGAAAACAAUAGUUACAACAAAAAACAAACAAAACAGCACUAACAAUAAUAAAAUAAUUCUCCAUUAUGUUUAUUGCUUAUUCAUUGAAUGCUUCUCCUUGGACAUGAUAACAACAAUGCACCGGCUAAUAUAUAUUCUCAAAUGAAAACAAUACUACAAUAAUAAUAAAUAAUUAACAAAUACCAUACAAUUUAUCUUUGUUACUUACCUUACUCACUCACUCACUCUCUCCAUCUUAUCUGUGAAUAGACCAAAUUGGAAUGAACGAGAGUUCUUUACACUGUUUUGUUUCUCCUACACUACUAUGUGAAUGUUGUUCCUCUCUCUCUCUUUCAUCAUGGCGGGUGAUAUUUACUCUUACCACUACCACCACCACUACUUCAACUGGUACUCCUCCUACUUCUUGUCUCUUUACUCCCUUCCUUCCUACCUUUUGUUAAUUGUUGUGUGUGAUCAAGCAGAAUAAUUCACAGCAUAACACACUCUCUUUAUACCUACAUGCACACAUAUACAUAGUCACAAAAAAGAACAUGCCUACACACUUAUUAUCCUCUGUGUUGUCUGUCAUAAGUGUGAACUGCGCCAAAAAAAAUUUCCCGUUUUUAUUUUUGAAAAAUAUACUAUAAUAUCCUUGUUGUUGCUGUUGUCCGAUGAAAAUGUGCGAACAAAAUGUUUAGUUACUUAUCUUUCCUGUUUUUUUUUAAAAAAAGCUUCUUUUCAUGGUUUCACUGUGGUUUGUAAUCUUGAAAGCGUCCAAGUCUUCGUCAAUUCUUAUCCUGAUAUAUACAUGUAUACAUAAUACACAUUCCAAACUGUAACUGACUCUACUAAUUUGUUUUUGUUGUUCUAAUUGCUUUUUAACGGGUUUGACAUCUUCUCUUCUCUCCCGGUCCUUUUCAUCAGUUUAGUUUGUUCUUUUGUCCUGUGAAACUUGAUCACAUUCUUUUUUUCUAAAAAGUGAUUCACCCAAGUUUGUUAUCCUUAUUAAUAUUAUUAUUGUGUUUGUGUGACUGACUGUUCAUUGUGUCUCUUUGCUAUUUUUACUGAUCGAAAAUCAAUAAGUUAUCAUCAUCUAUAGCCGAUUGACUGAUUGAUUGAUUGACGGAUUGAUCUCUUCCUUUGUGUAUGUGUUUGUCUCGUGAAUAGCCUUCACCUUUUUUUGUCUAUCCAUUGUUUCUUUUGAAAACAAUUAACACAUGCCAAUACUGUCCCACCCACCCACUCUCCCUCCCUGCCUCUGUCUCCUUGACACGUUGUUACAUAACCGUUCAUGUCAUUAUACCGUUUGUCAUUGUCUCACUUGUUAUUGUGUUAUUGUCCUCUUUAGUCUGUGAAGUAGAGGCGAGGCGACCACGACGAUAUAAAGGAAGAAUGCAGACAGAUUUGAAACUAAUUAAAUCAGUUCUUACACACGGACACACACACACAAAUAUCAAUAUCAUAAACAGAAAGAUAUACAAAUGCAUAUAUAUAUAUAUAUAUUCAUACUAAUGUAUUACUAUUAUUUUUGUUCCUUCAAAUGUUUGUAAUGUCUUGUUUCUAGGCAAAUUUAUUUAUUUGUCUGUCUGUCUGUCCCUUUGUGUGUAUGUGCGUGUGUAUGUUUGCGUUUAGUUGCCUAAACAAUUUUAGUUGAAGAAUAAAGGUAAAAUAUUAAUCAUUUAUCCAUGAGGAA
Messenger RNA from Trichobilharzia szidati, 2720 nucleotides. The record is from the annotation of a GenBank genome assembly. Lineage: Eukaryota; Metazoa; Platyhelminthes; Trematoda; Strigeidida; Schistosomatidae.